Messenger RNA from Cyclocybe aegerita, 1020 nucleotides. The record is from the annotation of a GenBank genome assembly. NCBI's taxonomy places the organism in Eukaryota, Fungi, Basidiomycota, Agaricomycetes, Agaricales, Hemipholiotaceae.
UGGCCUCCUCCGUUUCUCCGCUGGCGCUUGAAGACGAUAUUCGCAGCGACCGGGCGUGCUUCGAUGGGAUGGUCCUCGCCGCGCUGGCUUUUGGCGCCUUGGUGAUGCUGUACAUUCAACUCACGCAGGUGCUGCUGCGUCGACCCAAGCGAGGGCGUAUCUACUGGUUCAUCGUCGUGUACUCGACAAUCCUCUUCCCACUCUCCACCCUUGCCUUCAUCGGGAGAUUUAAAUUGGCCGAGCUGACAUAUGUGACGCACCGCGAUUUUUCCUCCGGUCCCAAAGGAUAUUAUGUUGCGAGUACCGGAAUGUGGCCGAAUGUGAUGGAGAGAGUCAGGUCGACAGUAAUACCCUGGGUCGGAGAUCUUUUGAUGCUUUACCGGCUCAUGGUCCUUUGGAAUUAUCAAUGGCUAUUGUUGGUAAUACCCGCCUGCCUCCAUCUCGCCAGGAUCGGCCUUUCUAUUCCCGUUCUUAUUUCCCAAACACGGACUACAUUGGAUCUUUCUCCUCGUUCUAUGCGACACGCAAUUGCUUUUUACUCUACUUCAAUGGCCCUUAACGUCAUCAUCACCUCCCUCAUUUGCCUACGCCUAUUCACGAUGCGGCAUCGCGCCGAGAGGGUCCUCGGAAAGCUUCAGGCGACGUUGUAUAAUUCUGCAAUCACGAUGUUCGUAGAGAGCGGAGGACUCUUCACCAUCUGGAGCGUGGUGUACCUCAUCACAAGAGUGCGGGACAGUUGGGUUCAGGACGUGUUCUCGCAGCCUUAUACGUAUAUCCUGGCAUUGACGAGAAUGCUUAUCAUCCUUCGGAUGGCCCAGGAUCGCGCCUGGACGAAGGAUAUUGUCACGGCCGCAGACACAGGGGUCCUCGACUGGCAAGUCUCCUCGACGAACAGCACGAGCAUCGCCCUCCGCAACGUCCCCAAUGCCAUGAGUCAGGAUGGCCAGCAGAAACUACCCAAAAUUUUCAGAGAAGACUCCAUCAGCUCCAAGAGUGUCAUCCAUUACACUACGGCUUGAA